GUAUGGGGAUGCCGAUCGGGCGGCGAGAGAAGAGAAGGGGGAAGAGGAAAAGGACAAGACCUUGUGGAGGAGAGAGACCGUGGGCAAGAUGAAAGAGCGGGGCGUCGCGCUUGUGGUCGGCAGCGAGUCGCCCGUCCUCUCACGCCAUUAAAUGCUGGGGUGUGCAGCCAACCGAUCUCCAUCGAGGAGGAGUGUUGCCACUACGCCUAUGGCAGCAGCGGCGGUGCCAUAAAGAUCACGCGGAAGGGAACAAGAAAAAAAGCCGGAGCUUUAGUUGUUUUUUGUUGUUGCCGUGACUUCGUGCUUUCUUGAGAUAUAUUCUGGUCUCUUUUUUCACACAUUUCAUCGAACUUUUGGUUGGCGACGGUGGGAGAGAAGGGGAUGGAAGGCAGCGCGAUGUCGAUGGAAGAGGAAGGGAGCGGGGGAGAGGUCGCCGCGCCAGCUCGCGAGGUCCUCCUCAUCUCCGCCGGCGCCAGCCAUUCCGUCGCUCUUCUCUCUGGCAAUGCUAUGUGCUCCUGGGGAAGGGGUGAAGAUGGACAGCUGGGCCAUGGAGAUGCUGAAGACCGGCUUUUUCCAACGAUACUGAGUGCGCUGGACAGCCAAGGCAUAGUGUCUGUCACUUGUGGAGCUGAUCAUACGACAGCAUAUUCUCAAUCAGAUGAUCAAGUUUAUAGUUGGGGAUGGGGUGACUUUGGAAGGUUGGGCCAUGGAAACUCUAGUGAUGUAUUCAGUCCGCAGUCAAUUAAGGCACUGCAAGGCUUGAAGAUUAAACAAAUUGCUUGUGGGGAUAGCCACUGUUUGGCUGUGACUAUGGACGGAGAAGUACAAAGUUGGGGUCGGAACCAAAACGGACAACUUGGUCUUGGCACAACAGAGGACUCUCUUAUACCACAAAAGAUUCAAGCAUUUCUGGGUAUAUGUGUCAAAAUGAUUGCUGCGGGUGCUGAACAUACCGCUGCAGUUACAGAAGAUGGUGAUCUCUAUGGUUGGGGUUGGGGUCGUUAUGGAAAUUUGGGUUUGGGUGACCGUAAUGAUCGCUUGAUUCCAGAAAAGGUUGCUUCUAUCAAGGGAGAAAAGAUGGUCCUCGUUGCAUGUGGAUGGCGUCAUACUAUUACUGUCUCAUCCUCUGGGAAUUUGUACACAUAUGGUUGGAGCAAAUAUGGUCAAUUAGGACAUGGAGACUUUGAGGAUCACCUCAGUCCGCAUUGGUUGGAAGCCCUAAAAGAUAGUUGCAUAUCUCAGAUUUCAGGUGGCUGGAGACAUACUAUGGCACUCACAUCUGAUGGGAGACUAUAUGGUUGGGGGUGGAACAAGUUUGGUCAAGUUGGUAUUGGCGAUAAUGAUGAUCACUGUUCUCCAGUACAAGUUAAUUUUCCGGAGGAACAGAAGGUGAAGCAAAUUUCCUGUGGAUGGAGACACACCCUUGCUCUUACAGAAAGAGGAAAUGUUUUCUCUUGGGGCAGGGGCACAAGCGGACAGCUUGGCCAUGGUGAUAUUGUUGACCGGAAUGGCAAGUAUUAUCAUCUGACAUGGUUUGGCCAAGGCUUUAAAUUUCGAAACGCAGUAGGGGGCGGAGGGAUCGUGGCCACUGUGGUCAAGGAAGUCGCGGUCGACAAAGAAGGAAGGGAUCUUGGCCUAAGUAGGACUGUUGCUUUCUCUUCUCGUUCUCACCGUCAUCUUGGUCUUCUUCCUCACAGUCGCUGAGGGCGGCAGUAGUGGGGGAGCGGGAGAUGAGCUCUCCUUGGGCCAGAUCCUCACCGGAUCUGGCUAUCGCGAGAGCAUUGCGGAGUGCCUCACGGGGGAUGAGUUCAAGCUGGGGAUAAAAGUGACGAGUUGCAUCCUCGCUCGCUCCGCCAUCACCCCCUUUCCGUCUCUCGAGAUGGAAAGGGGAUAUUUUUGUAAAUAAUUUUUAUAGUAAUUAUUACUCAAUAUAUGUAUAUAAAAAUACAUAUGUUUAUGAGUAAACACACGUAUAUAAACAUAUUUUUAUGUACAUAUGUAUUUAAAAAUAUUUAUAUCGAGCGGUACACCAAGGCAUACUGCUCAGUACGCUAUACCAUACUGUACCGAGCAAAACUCGAUAUAUUGGUAUGGUACGAAAUUAAAAAUCUUGGUUUAGACGUAUGUGAAUAUAAAUGUAGAUCGUAAAAGAUACUGUUGUGGUAACAGUGAAUACAAUUAAAAGAAAAAAGUGAAAUAUCUGGAAGAUUUGAAUCUGGAUUUGAACAAUAUAUUGUCAUGGUCAAACCUUUUUACUGACUGGUGUCCUUGAUGAUGACAGCUUGUCUUUGUUCACUUCUAUACAAACUGUUAUAAGAAUGCCUACAUACGUA
Musa acuminata AAA Group (dessert banana) is the source of this 2333-nucleotide messenger RNA. RefSeq names its product ultraviolet-B receptor UVR8-like. The record is from RefSeq and is a predicted model, not a curated record. Lineage: Eukaryota; Viridiplantae; Streptophyta; Magnoliopsida; Zingiberales; Musaceae. The coding region runs from base 382 to 1704 and encodes 440 amino acids. The transcript has 10 exons.